AUGACGGUUCAUAUUUCAGAUGGUAAGAUGAGGAAUAAUGGUGUAUGACGGAGACAGAGGAUGUAACUUGAAGCCUGCCCAGUAGGUCAUAUUGUGGGAGUGAGAUGGAUAGCUAGGGAAGGAGAGAUUGGAGCCCAAAUUGUUGGGGUUUGGAGUCCACUCUGAAUAAGUGGAGGUCAAUUAGAGUUAUGGUGGUUGGGUUGGGGUGAAAAGUUGGGAUGUGUGGGAGGGUGAGAUUGAAACACACAUUCUCACUCUGGCACAAACUCACUCACUCAAUCACACACACACAAACAAGACAAACGCCCAAUCAAUCACAGCAAGGCAUACACUCUCACUUGUAUGCAAACACGUCCCGUCUUGUAGACACACUCACACAUACAGUACCAGUCAAAAGUUUAGACACACCUACUCAUUAAAGGGUUUUUCUUUCUUUUUGACAUUGUAGAAUAAUAGUGAAGACAUCAAAACUUUGAAAUAACACAUAUGGAAUCAUGUAGUAACCAAAAAAGUGUUAAACAAAUCAAAAUAUAUUUUAUGUUUGAGAUUCUUCAAAUAGCCACCCUUUGCCUUGAUGACAGCUUUGCACACUCUUGGCAUUCUCUCAACCAGCUUCACCUGGAAUGCUUUUCCAACAGUCUUGAAAGAGUUCCCACAUAUGCUGAGCACUUGUUGGCUGCUUUUCCUUCACUCUGCCGUCCGACUCAUCCCAAACCAUCUCAAUUGGGUUGAGGUUGGGGGAUUGUGGAGGCCAGGUCAUCUGAUGCAGCACUCCAUCACUCUCCUUCUUGGUAAAAUAGCCCUUACAUAGCCUGGAGGUGUGUUGGGUCAUUGUCCUGUUGAAAAACAAAUGAUAGUUCCACUAAGCCCAAACCAGAUGGGAUGGCGUAUCGCUGCAGAAUGCUGUGGUAGCCAUGCUGGUUAAGUGUGCCUUGAAUUCUAAACAAAUCACUGACAGUGUCACCAGCAAAGCACCCCCACACCAUAACACCUCCUCCUCCAUGCUUUACGGUGGGAACUACACAUGCGGAGAUCAUCUGUUCACCCACACUGCGUCUCACAAAGAUGCGGCGGUUUGAACCAAAAAUCUCCAGUUUGGACUCCAGAUCAAAGGACACAUUUCCACCGGUCUAAUGUCCAUUGCUCGUAUUUCUUGGCCCAAGCAGGUCUCUUAUUAUUAUUGGUGUCCUUUAGUAGUGGUUUCUUUGCAGCAAUUCCACCACGAAGGCCUGAUUCACACAGUCCCCUCUGAACAGUUGAUGUUGAUGUGUCUGUUACUUGAACUCUGUGAAGCAUUUAUUUGGGCUGCAAUUUCUGAGGCUGGUAACUCUAAUGAACUUAUCUUCUGCAGCAGAUCCUCAUGAGAGCCAGUUUCAUCAUAGCGCUUGAUGGAUUUUGCAAUGGCACUUGAAGAAACUUUAAAAGUUCUUGAAAUUUUCCAGAUUGACUGACCUUCAUGCCUUAAAGUAAUGAUGGACUGUCAUUUCUCUUUGCUUAUUUGAACUGUUCUUGCCAUAAAAUGGACUUGGUCUUUUACCAAAUAGGGCUAUCUUCUGUAUACCCCCCUACCUUGUCACAACACAACUGAUUGGCUCAAACGCAUUAAGAAGGAAAGAAAUUCCACAAAUUAACUUUUAAGAAGGCACACCUGUUAAUUGAAAUGCAUUCCAGGUGACUACCUCAUGAAGCUGGUUGAGAGAAUGCCAAGAGUGUGCAAAGCUGUCAUCAAGGCAAAGGGUGGCUAUUUGAAGAAUCUCAAAUAUAAAAUAUAUUUUGAUUUGUUUAACACUUUUUUGGUUACUACAUGAUUCCAUAUGUGUUAUUUCAUAGUUUUGAUGUCUUCACUAUUAUCCUACAAUGUAGAAUAUAGUAAAAUUAAAGAAAAACCCUUGAAUGAGUAGAUGUGUCCAAACUUUUGACUGGUACUGUACACAGAUAUUCAAAUUCAUACAGUACUAAACUCAGUUUAUCUUGCUGUGAUGCAUGGAGAUUUCCCAUAAGGCCAUGCCACUGCAAUCAUUGUUCUCAGAAACACAUCCAUGUCAUAAUCUCAGAGAAUGAAGUUACUAGUCCCAGAUGUAAGCGUGCUAUGUCAAUGCAGUGACAACAAUGAUCAUCAUUUCUGCAAAUAAACGAGUAAUCCCCAUGCUUGCUAUUUUUACUGGAUAUCUGAACUAAAUCUCUCCCUCUGGCUGCACUUAAUCCCACAUUCGCAGAAAUAAAGGAGAGUUCGGGAGAGAGAUGUUUUUUUUCUCAUGAAUUCUCGUUUUUUUUCUCAUUAAUUCUCCUUUUCUUUUCUUGGUUUUCUCUCAAUCUGUUUUUUUUUCCCCUCCCACCGUUGCUUGAUAAGCCUACUGUUGUUGAUUUGUUCAUGUCUCUCCAUCAGUCCUUUUUGGGUCGACGCCCUACCCCUCUCCCCCAGUUUGUGUGGCCGAUCAAUCAAUGGUCUUGAUUAGAAAGCUAUAGCUAAUCUAAUUUACAAGAGACUUAUCAUCUUGGUCAGUUAGGUGGAAAUGAUUUACCCUGUCUGCUUCCCUAUGGAAUAAACAGUGUGUGUGUGUGUGUGUCAGUUACAUAUGCCCUACUAUGCAUUGGUGGGUACUAUGUGUGUGCCUUGGGCCAUGUUGACUGCAAGGUUGAUGCUGCCUGUGAGCGAGUUACCGCUGUGUUUCUGUCCAACAGAGAUCUGUUUCUGGCUAGGUUGUUGUUGUGUGUGUGUGCGCCCAGGGUUCUGAAGUGCGACCAAUUUCGUCACAUACAACAAAAUAUUUUGCUGUGCGACCAGGAGUUUUAUUUUAGGAGCACUGUGCGACUAUGAAAAAAAAUCUCCCAGAUAAUAAUUGUUGUAAUGAUAAGGGUUCCCUGUACCGUUGUUUCCGAGUGCCCUAGACAAACUAGCGAGUGCAGAUUUGUUAGCGUCAUGGCUGCACCAUUACUACAACGAAAAACGCUUGCUUCUAGACUAGACCAACCAGGUCAAAAGAUCUGACCCAUAUUACCAGCGCAACAUUUUUAUCUUCCUAUAGCGGAACGUCGUGGGCAGUUCUAAAACUACUUGUGCGUCGUUAAACAUUCGUUUACACUUUUUUCAGCCAUGUUACCUCAUUGGCUAGUUAGCUAACAACCUGGUAACUUUACCACUAUAUCCAAACAUUUGGGGCCACAGAAAGAAAGGAAAAGUGAUAGAUUCUUCAGGAAAUCAAUGAUCAUAGCAUUGAAUGAAUGACAGAUCUCUUGCAUGUUGUCAUCACAAACCUGACUUUUUUUUAAAGAGAGUGUACAAUUUUCAAUGUAAUGCAUCUAAAUAGGAAAAUAGUGCUUUUACACAAUGUAGAAACCUAAUAUUCCACAAAUAACGUUUUCAUAUCAACAUUUUAGUUUUUAUAAUAAACUAAUGUAUUUACAGUGUUACAUCUUCGUUUGUAGGGCACACCAUGAGCUUCAAAAGUAGCUAGAAUUCAUAUAGGCCCAAUAUAGUCUGUAUCUCAAUCAAUUUAAAACAUAUUUUUUAAUAUGCUACCAAUGAUAUUUUUUUAUUUAGAGCCGUGUGUGCCUAUAUGUGUCAAUCUGCAAGCUUGCAUCAUAGGUUAAGAAGGGCUUUAUAAUUAAACACUGUUUCCCAGAAGUUGCUCUACCAAUAUGCUUUGCUCUGUGCGUGUCUGUAUGUACGUGUCUGUGUGAAAGGUGUGUCCCAUGGGGGAGGCAGUGUGUUAAAGCACAAGCUCCUAAAUAACUGACUGACUCACUGGCUCGCUCACACACACAUUAACCCAGACUUCCACGCUUACACACUGCUGGGCAACGGGUGCACUGCAUUGCUGUGAUUGAUGUUAACAUUCACAACCCCAAAGUAAAGCAAUACUGUAGCCUACUCAUUCAGCUUGCUCCUUCCCUCUCUUUUACCCAUUAUUUUUUCUGACAGAGCAUGAGUAAACCUCCCUCCUCCUCCCUGUACCUGUCUCUCCCUCUCUCCACCGCCUCCUCUCUCAUUUUGGCUCCUUUCCCUGUUCAAGCUGGUUCAGUGGUAGAAAGUUCAACGUGUUCAAUGUUAACUCUUUCCUUACUCCCUCACGCUAGAGUGAAUGUUCUCUGACCUUUACGGUAUAUUUGCCUCGAAUUAGUGAUUUUUAUGGUAAGUUUCACCCAUAUAAGUAAAUUUUUGCAAGUAUUAUCUAGCCAAUUUGGUGGUUUUUGUACUGCUUCCCAUACAAAUUGGGGGUAUUCUCUUCACAGAGUGCCACAGAAUAGAAUAGUAACUGGUGUGACUCAUUGGGGGUCAGAGUGCACACGGUGAUGAAGUGCCAUUGCCUCUAUCAGUCUGUCAGUCAUUCUGUCACUGCGGUGGUCUCUGAAUGCUGGCCGCCGCUCAGGCCUCCCCUCUUCACACGGCUUUGGAACUGCCUCAGGGAGAGAUUAAUUCUUCCUCCUGUCUCUGGGUCCUUCUCUGCUCCCUCUCCAUCUUUUAUCUCAUCUUUACAUGCUACCCCUUUUCAGUUCAUUAUUUCCUCACCUCCUAGUCUCCCUCUCUAAAGGGGGGAAGGAGGAAAGAAUGGUAAGAGGUGUGGAUUUUUUUAUCGUUUUUGGCACCCAUAGCCAUUCGUCACUAGGCACUUUGCCCUCUUUCUCUCUUUCUCCCAGCUUUACCUCUCCCUCGAGCAAACCCCCCCCCCCCCCCCCCCCCCUCCCUCUCCUUCCAGCCGCCAUGGGUUUUUCAAAGAACUCAAGCAAUUUCGACCCCUCUUUCAGUUGUUUGUCUCACUCUGUAUGCUUUUCUCGUCUUGUGUUUUUUCAUGAGGCAAUGGAAGUGGUUGAGCCAGUCUGAGAACUCUGCUCUGCCACUCUGAAUGGAGUAAAAUUGAGAAAAACAAAGGUGUGUGUGUGUGUGUGUGUGUGUGGAGACAGAAAGGGUUGGAUAGCCAUGUCUUCUGGGGUCAGUAGGUGGUGUGUUAGAUAAGGGAUUUCUACAUUGUCUAAGCAAUCUAAAUUGUAUCUCCCUCAUCUCCUAUUUCCUGCGAAAAAGGGUCGUUUUCCCCCAUUUCUCACUAAUCUCAUAUUAUUCCAUUAUAUUUCACCCCCUUUCUAGUCAUUUGUGUGAUUGUCACUUCCAUCCCCACUCAUUCUCUCUGUUUCUCUACCUCCCUCAAAUCCCAUAAUCUGCUCCCUAAUCUCUGUCUAGUGAAUUGGAAUCUGAGAAAACACGCUGAGAUUGCGGACUACCGGUAAUCUGAUGCGAUAGGCUCAAUGGUAUUUUUAUUUAUUUUAUUUUAUUAGGAUCCCCAUUAGCUGUUGCAAAAGCAUCAGCUACUCUUCCUGGGGUCCACACAAAACAUGAAACAUGACAUAAUACAGAACAUGAAUAUACAACAGCUCAAGGACAGAUCUACAUACUAGUUUUUUUUUUUUUUUUUUUUACAAAAGGCGCACAUAGCCUACAUAUCAAUACAUACACACAAACUAUCUAGGUCAAUGCUCAUUGGCAUAUGAGAAGGGAUGACUGGGUGUGUAGUAAGGUUGGGCGGUGUAGUAGGAUUGGGCAACCCAAAAUACUAUAUAUAUACACAGUUGAAGUCGGAAGUUUACAUACUCUUAGGUUGGAGUCAUUAAAACUUGUUUUUCAACCACUCCACAAAUGUAUUUGUGGAGUGGUUAGGACAUCUACUUUGUGCAUGACACAAGUAAUUUUUCCAACAAUUGUUUACAGACAGAUUAUUUCACUUAUAAUUCACUGUAUCACAAUUCCAGUGGGUCAGAAGUUUACAUACACUAAAUUGACUGUGCCUUUAAACAGGUUGGAAAAUUCCAGAAAAUGAUGUCAUGGCUUUAGAAGCUUCUGAUAGGCUAAUUGACAUAAUUUGUGUAAAUUGGAGGUGUACCUGUGGAUGUAUUUCAAAGCCUACCUUCAAACUCAGUGCCUCUUUGCUUGACAUCAUGGGAAAAUUUGAGAUUUUUGGUUCCAACCGCCGUGUCUUUGUGAGACGCAGAACAGGUGAAAGGAUGAUCUCCGCAUGUGUGGUUCCCACCGUGAAGCAUGGAGGAGGAGGUGUGGGGGUGCUUUGCUGGUGACACUGUCUGUGAUUUAUUUAGAAUUCAAGGCACACUUAACCAGCAUGGCUACCACAGCAUUCUGCAGCGAUACGCCAUCCCAUCUGGUUUGGGCUUAGUGGGACUAUCAUUUGUUUUUCAACAGGACAAUGACCCAACACACCUCCAGGCUGUGUAAGAGCUAUUUGACCAAGAAGGAGAGUGAUGGAGUGCUGCAUCAGAUGACCUGGCCUCCACAAUCACCCGACCUCAACCCAAUUGAGAUGGUUUGGGAUGAGUUGAACCGCAGAGUGAAGGAAAAGCAGCCAACAAGUGCUCAGGAUAUGUGGGAACUCCUUCAAGACUGUUGGAAAAGCAUUCCAGGUGAAGCUGGUUGAGAGAAUGCCAAGAGUGUGCAAAGCUGUCAUCAAGGCAAAAUAAUCUAAAAUACACUGCUCAAAAAAUAAAGGGAACACUUAAACAACACAAUGUAACUCCAAGUCAUUCACACUUCUGUGAAAUCAAACUGUCCACUUAGGAAGCAACACUGAUUGACAAUACAUUUCACAUGCUGCUGUGCAAAUGGAAUAGACAACAGGUGGAAAUUAUAGGCAAUUAGCAAGACACUCCCAAUAAAGGAGUGGUUCUGCAGGUGGUGACCACAGACCACUUCUCAGUUCCUAUGCUUCCUGGCUGAUGUUUUGGUCACUUUUGAAUGCUGGCGGUGCUUUCACUCUAGUGGUAGCAUGAGACGGAGUCUACAACCCACACAAGUGGCUCAGGUAGUGCAGCUCAUCCAGGAUGGCACAUCAAUGCGAGCUGUGGCAAGAAGGUUUGCUGUGUCUGUCAGCGUAGUGUCCAGAGCAUGGAGGCGCUACCAGGAGACAGGCCAGUACAUCAGGAGACGUGGAGGAGGCCGUAGGAGGGCAACAACCCAGCAGCAGGACCGCUACCUCCGCCUUUGUGCAAGGAGGAGCAGGAGGAGCACUGCCAGAGCCCUGCGAAAUGUGUCUGCUCAAACGGUCAGAAACAGACUCCAUGAGGGUGGUAUGAGGGCCGACGUCCACAGGUGGGGGUUGUGCUUACAGCCCAACACCGUGCAGGACGUUUGGCAUUUGCCAGAGAACACCAAGAAUGGCAAAUUCGCCACUGGCGCUCUGUGCUCUUCACAGAUGAAAGCAGGUUCACACUGAGCACAUGUGACAGACAUGACAGAGUCUGGAGACGCCGUGGAGAACGUUCUACUGCCUGCAACAUCCUCCAGCAUGACCGGUUUGGCGGUGGGUCAGUCAUGGUGUGGGGUGGCAUUUCUUUGGGGGGCCGCACAGCCCUCCAUGUGCUCGCCAGAGGUAGCCUGACUGCCAUUAGGUACCGAGAUGAGAUCCUCAGACCCCUUGUGAGACCAUAUGCUGGUGCGGUUGGCCCUGGGUUCCUCCUAAUGCAAGACAAUGCUAGACCUCAUGUGGCUGGAUUGUGUCAGCAGUUCCUGCAAGAGGAAGGCAUUGAUGCUAUGGACUGGCCCGCCCGUUCCCCAGACCUGAAUCCAAUUGAGCACAUCUGGGACAUCAUGUCUCGCUCCAUCCACCAACGCCACGUUGCACCACAGACUGUCCAGGAGUUGGCGGAUGCUUUAGUCCAGGUCUGGGAGGAGAUCCCUCAGGAGACCAUCCGCCACCUCAUCAGGAGCAUGCCCAGGCGUUGUAGGGAGGUCAUACAGGCACGUGGAGGCCACACACACUACUGAGCCUCAUUUUGACUUGUUUUAAGGACAUUACAUCAAAGUUGGAUCAGCCUGUAGUGUGGUUUUCCACUUUAAUUUUGAGUAUGACUCCAAAUCCAGACCUCCAUGGGUUGAUAAAUUUGAUUUCCAUUGAUAAUUUUUGUGUGAUUUUGUUGUCAGCACAUUCAACUAUGUAAAGAAAAAAGUAUUUUUUUGAGCAGUGUAUAUCUUUUUUGGUUACUACAUGAUUCCAUAUGUGUUUUCAUAGUUGUGAUGUCUUCACUAUUAUUCUACAAUGUAGAAAAUAGUAGAAAUUAAGAAAAACCCUUGAAUGAGUAGGUGUGCCCAAACUUUUGACUGGUACUGUAUAUCUCUUUUUUUUAUUUUAUUUUAUUACGGUAUUGAAAAUCACACCAUCAGUAUUUCGAAAUACUACUGUAUAAACAGUAUAUCGCCCAAGCGACAGUAUUAUGUAUGGCAAUCAUCAGUUAAGCAGACUUUACCUCAAUGACCAUAAUGACGGGUCCUCAAGGGAGGACUCGCACAAGCCGAUAUUAUUGUUGAUUUUGUAAAAUAAUUUUUUAAUAUCUGUUGGGGUGGGAGAAAGAAGGUUGCUACGUUUGAUUGAGUACAGGAAGAUAGUGAAUCAGGCCAAAGGUUUUCACAGAGGCAGUGUUAUAAGAGCGUGUAUGUGCAUGUUUCCCUACGAGUGUGAGCUUCCUGGCCUUGUCUUUUCCCGGGAAACAGCAUAUCCUGUCGACACAACAAACAAUACCGUUCUCGCACACGCAACCACCAAACCCUGUACUUAUUACUUAUGCUAUAAACUGAGUUUAUACAAUUUUCUCAGGAUCAUUUCAGAAAUUAACACUAUGUUUCCUGCCAGUGAGAGUAAUUGGAUGAAUAGUGAUUGAUAGUGAUUGAUUGUUUGAUAAGGUGUGUGUGUGCGUUCCAAUGUCUCUCUCUCCUCAAGAUUUUCCUUCUGAUCAUUUUCACCUCAAUCAACCCCAUGGGUGUUUUUCUGCCCGUCUCUCCUGCCUCUUCCUUAUCGACGCGCCAGACUUCCUCCUCCUCCUUCCUCCACCUCCUCCUGAAUGUUUUACAACCUCUCAACCCCAAAUACUGUGAUGAAAGUCUUUCCUGGUAAACAGGCGUAGGAAUAUGAUAAACAUGGAACUGUGUGUGUGUGUGUGUGUGUGUGUGUCCAGACUUGUCCAACUACAUAGUCAUUGUCUUUGCAUGUAUCCAUGCAUUUGUAAUGAAGUGUGUAGGAGAAUGUGUGUGUAUAUGGAACUGCAUGGGGUCGAUUAUUGUCUCUGAAAAUGAGCCAUUAUGUGUGUAUUGUUCUGUAAAUAAGGGUUGUUGUGUCUUUUUGUUUUGCGGUUUUUGUCCUUUUGGGGAAAUGGCUGGACUCUGGUUGUUAACUUGUUCCCACAGCGAUUGCAUGCAUAUUGUCACUAAUCUACAGUAUGGGUCUCUCUCUCUCACACAGCUUCAGUUACUGGUGCCACCUGGAGGUCAAGAAGUGUAAUGAUGACCUAUUUGCGUUGAAUAGAACAUCUCAGGCAAACCAACUUGUAUAGUCUCAAAGCCACUGGCAGGCAAACAAUGGUGAAUGCUCACAGACUAUUAUACUCUCGGAGGAUUGGGGAAAAAAUGAUGAAAAAACAAGGUUUAUCUUGUGGAAAUCAAUUCUGCAAAAUCUUCCUAGCACAGAUAUUUGCUUUUUGAGUAAUGUAAUUUCAGUGGUGACAUUUUUGGUCAGGCUCUUACAAAUGACUCCGGGACUGUGUUAGACAGUUAGAAAGAGCACACAUAUUCAUCUAACUCCCUGCGGUUCUCCAAAAUAAGGCAAUUAUGUUGCUGGUAGACUCUGGGGUUACUUUGUGGGAGGGGAAGAGUUAAAAUCUUUGGCCAAGGCCGCUGUCAGAAUUAACAAUGGACAAAGGUAAAGUAACAGAUAUAGAAAGGAGAGAGAUUGAUGACAGAAGUCAACACAACCCAAGUAUGAACCCGACUCUGAAUAUUAUGUUAAGAGGGAGGGGCUAAGAGAAUUGGACCAUUCUUGUUUCUAUUAACUGUGUUAGCCUCUCUACAAACAGUGGGUCACAAACUCACAUAUUUGGCAUUCCAACAAGGUCGGCUCUGAUUGGUUCGGCAAGUGCUGGGGGCGGGGGAGGGGGCGGAAUUAAAUGGGGCUCUAUUGGGCUUAUUGAGUGAUGCAAGAUGGACAGGGAGAGGGUGGGGAGACCUGACAGAGAUGGAUGGAUGGAGAGAUGAAACAAAAGAGAAAUGUAGCUGUGUAGAAAAACGUGAACUAGCACUACAGCAUAGCCAGACUUAUAUUUCAGAGUGGCUCUCCUCUCUCACGCUCCUCAAUUUAAAAAAAAUAUUUUAACUGUUUUUCAUUUUCCAGAGGAUAAAUUCAGAAAGAAAUGCCACCCCUGUAACCCAUGUCUUUCAUCUCUCUUUUUUAACACCUCUCACUUUCCAAUUUUCCCUCCAUGGUCCUAUGCACAUACACACAGUCACACACACACAGGACACACACUGUGUUCAGUCCUUUUUGAAGUCCCAAAAUCCAGAGUAAUACCCCCUCUCUGUUUGGGAACAAUGGACCCAGGGCCCCACCCUGCCCCUCUCCCCUCCACUCCCGCCCCCCCCCCUCUCUGGGCCUCUGUGUUGGCUCUAAGCACUUGUAUUAGGCAGAGUCUGGUGCCGCUGAAUGGACCCGAGCUCAGCCGCUGCUCCACCCAAUAAUCCGUGCUCGGACGAGCCGAUUAGGCGCCCCGCGGCAUUCCGAUCCACUCAGCCGUAACGCCGACCAGUCAUCUCUUAGGCCGUAUUAGUGUGGCAUUAUAACCCGAUGGUAAAAAAAUUAAAUCUGAGGUUAGCGUAAUUGCUCUAGGUUUGAGUGAUGGGUGAUGGCUCUAGACUAGUAGUAGAGCUCUGAUGGUGAUUGCUGUGGAGUUUCACAGUGGUCAGGUGUUGCGAGCUUGUCAGCAGGUGGAACCUCAUGUGCUUUUAAAUAGACAAACUGAACCUCAAAGCAGGUGAUUCUCCACACAACAUCCAUCUCUGGGCUUUCAAAUGCACGGGAGGAGCACAUUACUUGCUGACCGUGUUUGUGUGUGUGUGUCCAAGGACCCUCUGGUGCUGACUCUGCGAUUGUCCGACCUUUGAUCCUGAGUGAGCCCUCCUUCCCUCAGAUGUCCAACAUUCCACAGGGCGAUAGAGUGCAGCGAUGAGAGAGGGAGAUGGAGGGGGUAGAGGUGAAGAUGAAAGCAAAACGCUGGCCAGAGAGAUUCAAGUAGAUGGAUCAGGCUCCUGAAGAGGCUCUAAUAAAUCAAGGAGGAGGAGAGGAAGAGGUUCAAAUAGUCUGGAGUCUAUUUUUCACUAGACACAAUACACACAGACCGACACAGACACACAACCACUUGACAUUCACUGGCUGGCUGUAUGCUAUCGUCAUCAUUCAUUAUCCCCCCUUAUCAUCACACACACACACAGAUUCCUCAGCAGACCCAAUACACACACACACACAAUCGUAGUUGCAUAUCUGUCAUAGUUCCACAAAUCAUCCAUAAGUAGAGAAUGCGGUCACCCCUCCCUGGAGUUAUUUCUGUAAACGUUGCUGUCAUUAAAACUGAGCAUCCCAGGAACAACAGAGGGCAUAAAUCAGCUCUGUAAUCAUAGUGAGAAGCAAUUCAGGCACCAUUUUCAAUAUGGAGUCUGAAAUCAAGCGAGAGAAGCUGUUUAGAGUCUGCCAGAGUGAUGGUGACAAUGUUUGACAUUGUUAAAAACUUUUCAGUCAGGCAUUCUUUGAAGUGCCUUUAAUCAGUCGGGCUGCAAAAGCCCCCGGGAUAAUUAAACUAUUUACAAUUAAUAAAGGGGCCUCUCAUGGGUGUGUAUUCAGCCCCCUGUUCAUUUGGGUUAGUAAGAUAUUCCAUCAGAGGAGGGUGUGAAUGGUACCACUGUAUGAAACGGUGGCAUUGAUGAAGCAACUGCAACACUCACACACAGAAAGUUUAACACCGAGCAAAAGCCAUUCACAGCUAGAGGCCCCUGACCCUCUCAUUCAUAUGGCUCCCUCCUUCCCCUCACGCCCAGCCUGAGGGGUCAGGGUGGGGGGAGUGGGAAGCAUAAUUACCCCCCCCCCCCCCCCCUCCAGGGUGACUUUAUUACCCCUUUUUGUGUUUUAAUUGCACCACCCUUCGACCCCCUUUUGAUGAAUACUUUGGGACCAUACCACAAACAGCUUUCAAUCAGGGGGAGGGGGAUGGUAGAGAGGGAGAGAGAGUCUGUGUGUGUGUAUGUGUGUGUGUGUGUGUGUGUGCGUGCGUGCGUGCGUGCGUGCGUGUGUGCGUGCGUGCUCGGUCGCGUGGUUACUGUUUGAGGAGAAUACUAGGUCAAACACAGCAUACAAACAUGUUUGCUGAAUAGUAUUAUCGAUUUAGCUGGAAUUGUGAGUGGCAGGCAAAAUAACCACUCAACAGUGGAACUUGUAAACAGUUUGUGGCAGCUAGGCAAACUGUAGAUAAGCACUAAGCUGUCCUACAACACAGUCAGUGGAAUAAUAAUUACUGGCCCUGUGUUUGCUUAAUAUGUUACUAUUAUGCAGCUAGAUGGAAGUUGACGCGUUUCAUUAGUAUACAGAGAGAAACCGUUGCUCUUUUUACCGGCCCAACACUACUCUUGUCACAGUGCUGUUAAUCUGGUCAUCUGCAUUGAGAGAAAGCAGUGAAGCGAGGAGGCAGAGGGAGUUGUGCUGGAGGGGAGGGGGGAAGGGUAGUGGGCACUAGGAGUUUGGAGCCACAGUGUCUGUCCUUUAACCAGGGGGUCCACCGGUAACAAACAACACCAGCUAAUGAGCGACAAGGGCCUCUCUCUGCUUGUGCACUUUGAUCGUUACUCACACAUAUGGAUCUUGUCACACCAACACACACUUCCCCCCCGGAAUACAUCCCAAAUGUCACUUGUUGCGUUCAUUGCUUUCAUAGGGUGAUGCUGGAAUUCUCAACAAAAAAACAAAUACCCAAGAGCCAAAAUGUAUCCAAUGUGGAGUUCAUUGGCAGAUGAGCAAAUACCCACCCCAGGACUAUGGAGCAACCCAUCUCUCACAGAGCUGUGUGGUGUAAAGGCGUCAGCAUGCUUCAGUUUGACUUCAGCUAGCCAAACCGAAUGAGUGUGCUAGCAUGCUUCCUGGAAAGAUGUUUGCUUGAAAAAUGAUGGGGAAAGCGGCAAUAUUACCCCGGGACAUUAGAGGGGGAUGAGCUGGUAAUGGCCAUCUACAGCCAAACAAGGAAGUGACGACACACUUCCUUGUCCAGGUAGCUUUUCAGGAGUCUUAUGGCUUGGGGGUAGAAGCUGUUAAGAAGCCUUUUGGACCUAGACUUGGCGCUCCGAUACCGCUUGCCGUGCGGUAGCUGAGAGAACAGUCUAUGACUAGGGUGGCUGGAGUCUUUGACAAUUUUUAGGGCCUUCCUCUGACACCGCCUGGUAUAGAGGUCCAGUUGCCAUACCAAGCAGUAUUGCAACCAGUCAGGAUGCUCUCGAUGGUGCAGCUGUAUAACUUUUUGAGGAUCUGAGGACCCAUGCCAAAUCUUUUUAGUCUCCUGAGGGGGAAUAGGCUUUGUCGUGCCCUCUUCACGACUGUCUUGGUGUUUUUGGACCAUGAUAGUUUGUUGGUGAUGUGGACACCAAGGAACUUCAAGCUCUCAACCUGCUCCACUACAGCCCCGUCGAUGAGAAUGGGGGCGUGCUCGGUCCUCCUUUUCCUGUAUUCCACAAUCAUCUCCUUUGUCUUGAUCACGUUGAGGGAGAGAUUGUUAUCCUGGCACCACACUGCCUAUAGGCUGUCUCAUCGUUGUUGGUGAUCAGGCCUACUACUGUUGUGUCGUCGGCAAACUUAAUGAUGGUGUUGGAGUCGUGCCUGGCCAUGCAGUCAUGGGUGAACAGGGAGUAAAAGAGGGGACUGAGCACGCACCCCUGAAGGGCCCCCGUGUUGAGGAUCAGCGUGGCAGAUGUGUUGUUACCUACCCUUACCACCUGGGGGCGGUCCGUCAGGAAGUCCAGGAUCCAGUUGCAGAGGGAGGUGUUUAGUCCCAGGAUCCUUAGCUCAGUGAUGAGCUUUGAGGGCACUAUGGUGUUGAACGCUGAGCUGUAGUCAAAGAAUAGCAUUCUCACAUAGGUGUUCCUUUUGUCCAGGUGGGAAAGGGCAGUGUGGAGUGCAAUAGAGAUUGCAUCAUCUGUUGGGGCAGUAUGCAAAUUGGAGUGGGUCUUGGGUUUUUGGGAUAAUGGUGUUGAUGUGAGCCAUGACCAGCCUUUCAAAGCACUUCAGGCUACAGACGUGAGUGCUAAGGGUCUGUACUCAUUUAGGCAGCUACCUUAGUGUUCUUGGGCACAGGGUCUAUGGUGGUCUGCUUGAAACAUGUUGGUAGUACAAACUCGGGUCAGGGACAGGUUGAAAAUGUCAGUGAAGACACUUGCCAGUUGGUCAGCGCAUGCUCGGAGUGUCCUGGUAAUCCGUAUGGCCCUGUGGCCUUGUGAAUGUUGACAUGUUUAAAGGUCUAUCUCACAUCGGCUACAGAGAGCGUGAUCACACAGUUGUCCGGAACAGCUGAUGCUCUCAUGCAUGCUUCAGUGUAAAUACAACAACAUACCCCAUCCUUUGGUGAAAACGGCAUGUUGCUUUCAGUCUUCCCAUGCUUCAUGUGCCGAACAAGCCAGCAGCAACAUUUCUGGAGUAGCCUUUCCACCGGGAUCUCCACUGCGGCCCUUGUUUAUUUUCUUUGCUUUGACGUACUUGUCGCAAACCCUACCCCACUUUUUCGAACAAAUGGUUGGGUCGGAUCCCAGUGUUUCUGCAAUCUCCCUCCAUGAAUUGGACCACUCCCGAGUGGCGCAGUGGUCUAAGGCACUGCAUCGCAGUGCUAGCUGUGCCACUAGAGAUCCUGGUUUGUAUCCAGGCUCUGUCGUAGCCGGCCGUGACCGGGAGACCAAUGGGGCGGCGCACAAUUGGCCCAGCGUCGUCUAGGGUAGGGGAGGGAAUGGCCGGCAGGGAUGUAGCUCAGUUGGUAGAGCAUGGCGUUUGCAACGCCAGGGUUGUGGGUUCGAUUCCCACGGGGGUAUAAAAAAAUAAAAAAUAAUGUAAGUCGCUCUGGAUAAGAGCGUCUGCUAAAUGACGUAAAUGUAAAAUGUAAAUGUAUAUGCUGGUCUUUAUAUAAUGCAUGGCUAGAAUCGUACUGGUGAAGGUACUUUUGUACCUCCUCGGUCAAUUGAUGCUCGAAGUUGUCGUUCGCAAUGUUCAAUCCACACCGAGUUUCGGGCUGAAUUGACAAGAAGCAGAAACUCACGUCACCCUUACAAUCAUGGACGAAGGGGCAUCGAUUUCAGCUUCCGAACUUCAGCUGGCCCUUGAGAAAAAUGUGUAGUGUGCCUGAACAGCCGACAAAACCCUAACCGAACUCCAAAACAGCACAAACUGUACCGAACUGUUUCGGUUGGGAAGCAUGUGGAUGCCUUAAAAGGGGGUGGAUAUAACAUACCACACACUAGCUGGCUUUGUGAGAGUCCCCCAAAUGCAGAGUUGCACAUGUAUUCAUUGCAAAAGCAAUAAAACGAUCUAAGACACACAUUUGGGGCGCGUGUUGUGAAAACAUUUAAGCCGGGUGAGUUUACUCCACUUCUCUGUUACUCUGGGCACCCUGGUGAUGCAGGAGGAGUUGGUAAUGGAUAAGCACAGCUUAAGUAACUGAACACUGGGUGAGGGGGUGGUGGUUGUGUUGCUAGAGGCUAAAGCUAGCUGCUGCUCCCUCCAGGUUGGUGUGUGGUGAUGGAUGGGGAUGAAUGCAUAUAUCUGUGAGAAAGAAUGACGGGGAAGAAAGAAAUGUAGAGAAGGAGAGCAAAAGAGAAAGAGGAGGAGGGUGGGAGUGUAGGUGAUUAUUACUGGGUGGAACUAGGGGCCUCUUUACACUGCACUACUUUGAUGACACAAACCAGGUCCAGGAGAUAUGCUUGUGUAGUUUAGAGAGACAGAUAUAGAUUGAAAUCUCUCAUUAAGAGAUAUUUCCCACACUACCCCCUUCUAAGUGGAACCUCUCCCACACCACAUGUCCCCUAAAGAAUUACCUUAAUACUAGUAGACAGCAUUUUUGCUCUGUUAGCCAAAUAGAAAAUUAAAGGCUUUUAAAAUAUCCACACAUGUGUAUCAUUGCAUUAAUCAAGUGUGCAAUAUGGUUUAGAUGAGAAGCUCCUGUACAGUUUGAAUUGCUAUCCUUAUUUUGUUUGUGUAUAUACAAUGGCAUUUACGGUAUGCUAAUAGCUGCACUAUCACAUUAAGCAGGAAUCACAUCCCAAGGCUAGUGUAAACAGAAACGUUGCAAAUCUGAUGUUGAAGAGACAUACUGUAGAUCUCACUAGACAUAUUUUACAAAUGUAAAUCCACCCAUGGACUGCUGGUGUAAAAAGCUUGGAGAGGAGGACUGGAGGGAGGGAGGAGAGGCAGAUAGUCUGACUGUAUCUGCUCCCUAUGUGUGUAUCUGUAAUGAGAGGGGGAGUGUGGCAGGAGACAGAAACAGACAGGGACCAGACGUGUGUGUCUGUCCGUCUGUCCUUAAUGAAAGGGGUAAAUGCUCAGGAGAGACCUGGCCUCCUCAUGUUCAUGCCUCACUCUUUCGGGUGGCGGCGGUGGUGCGUUUGUGAUUAGGCAUUCUGCACCCCUUGUCUGUGCCUGCCUGAUGUCUAGCUCUGGCUGCAGUUUAGUGUCGAUACUCAUCUCCCGGCCCGGUGUCCUGAAUGACUGCUAAUGUUUCUCUGUAAACAUUGCUGGGUUCCAGGGGGAGCCGGGAUCAAUGUGCACUCAGGACUAGCUCCCAGCACAGACAGCACAGCCCAGAACUUCUGCUGCUGCUGUCCACAAUCAUCCAUAUUUAUACACACAUCCACUCAGCUCACUUUCCCACUUAUUGUGUUUUCUCCCGGCCUGCUGCUCAUACCUCUCCGUCUCCUCCAUGAUUUCCCCUGUUGAAUCCGGGGCACACGCCACCGGCCGAUACAUAAUCCCAAAUUUGAUAGUUGUAUUUUAUUGCCACUCCGAAGCCAUCGCCGUACUUAUCAAUCCCGGUGCCACUUGUGACUCGACUAAGCCCCUCCUUCCCCCUUUGCUCUUCGUCCUCAGGUUCCUAUGGGACAACUAUGCGGUGGAGGUGCGGCUGAACGACUACCUGGACAUCGUGUGCCCCCACUACCCGCUGGGCGAGUUGGCAUCGCAGGAUGCUGAGCGCUACGUGCUCUACAUGGUGGAGCGGGAGGACUACGACGCUUGCAAGCCUCAGUCCUACGACCAGAUGCGCUGGGAGUGCGGCCACCCCUUCGCCCCCCACGCCGCCGAGAAGUUCUCUGAGAAGUUCCAGCGUUUCACCCCCUUCACCCUGGGCAAGGAGUUCCGCCAGGGAGAGAGCUACUACUAUAUCUGUAAGUGUCUAGCUAUUUAUUUAUCCAUGUGAAUAAAUCAUUUCUAAAGAAUUUGUAAGAGAACUUAAAGGGACACUUCACCGAAAGUCAACGUUUGUUGAAUGUUUUCAGACCUCAAAAGAAGUCAGGAAAAAUGUGAGGGAAAAGCACUGCCGACGAUAUAGACGUGUAUGACCCUUGGCAAAGCACCCAGACAAACAAGUCGCCAUCUUAAAGGAUGGGAUAAAGUAAUCCCACCCCACCCAAAAAAAACAACAUUGUAAAGUGGUUAUCCCACUGGCUAUAAGGUGAAUGCACCAAUUUGUAAGUCGCUCUGGAUAAGAGCGUCUGCUAAAUGACGUAAAUGUAAAUGUUAAAGGCUUAUGUUAACAUUCAGUGAAUGUUGGCAUGCUAUGUUGUGCAUUAGCGCUCACAUGCUAGCUAGCUAGCAGAUAGCCGGUGGCCCAAUCACCCAUAGAGAGGCAAUGCUGUGACCCUGAGUGUGUUGUAAUUAUAUGAGCGACGGGACGGGACACACUCCGCCUGUUCACAAAUGGCUGCAGGCCGUGUGUGCACGUGCGUCUGUCUGUCUGUGGAGGUGGAUUAAGGCGACACAGGAGGAUAAGUGCAUUAGUUUAUCUGUAAUUAACGCUUGUCUUUGUUCCUUCCCCUCUCCAGCCAAACCUCUGCACCACCAUGGACAGGAGUGCCUCAGACUCAGGGUAGACGUCGUAGCUACUGAUGGUAAGUUUCACUGUUAGUGGUUGGGUGGAGAAGUGCACUGUAUAGGCUUUUGUUUGCGUCCCAAAUGGCACCAUAUUCCCUAUAUAGGGCACUACUUUUGACCAGGUCCUGGGAAUAGAUAAUGAUGAUGAUUUUAGCUCCAGGCUGCAGUAUGGCAGAGGGAUUGAUUGUUCUUUUUCUCAUCCAGGUUCUCAAGAGGCCAGGGUUGCAACUGGAGGAGCUGCAGCUGCAGCUGGAGCUGGGGGUGGAGCACACAACCCCUCCAACAGACUGCCUGCAGGUAUGUUAAUGAACAAACCAUUGGGCCAGUUGUACUUGAUCCUAGGACUGAACAUUUAGGGCCGGUUUCCCAGACACGGAUGAUACUUAAAAAUACAGUGCAUUCUGAAAGUAUUCAGACCCCUUGACUUUUUCCAAAUGUUGUUAAGUUACAGCCUUAUUCUAAAAUGGAUUCAAUAGUUUUUUCCCCUCAUCAAUCUACACACAAUAACCCAUAAUGACAAAGCAAAAACAGGUUUUUAGAAAUGUUUGCAAAACAAUUAAUUAAAAUAAAUUGAAAUACCACAUUUACAUAAGUAUUCAGACCCUUUACACAGUACUUUGUUGAAGUAACUUUGGCAGCGAUUACAGCCUCGAGUCUUCUUGGGUAUGAUGCUACAAGCUUGGCACAUCUGUAUUUGGGGAGUUUCUCCCAUUCUUCUCUGCAGAUCCUCUCAAGCUCUGUCAGGUUGGAUGGGGAGUGUCGCUGCACAGCUAUUUUCAGGUCUCCAGAGAUGUUCAAUCGGGUUCAAGUCCAGGCUCUGGCUGGGCCACUGAAGGACAUUCAGAGACUUUUCCUGAAGCCACUUCUGCGUGGUCUUGGCUGUGUGCUUAGGGUCGUUGUCCUGUUGGAAGGUCCUGAGCGCUCUGGAGCUGGUUUUCAUCAAUGAUCUCUCUGUACUUUGCUCCGUUCAUCUUUCCCUCGAUCCUGACUAGUCUCCCAAUCCCUGCCGCUGAAAAACAUCCCCACAGCAUGAUACUGCCACCACCAUGCUUUACCGUAGGGAUGGUGCCAGGUGUCCUCCAGACGUGACACUUGGUAUUCAUGCCAAAGAGUUCAAUCUUGGUUUCAUCAGACCAGAGAAUCUUGUUUCUCAUGGUCUGAGAGUCCUUUAGGUGCCUUUUGGCAAACUCCAAGCGGGUUGUCAUGUGCCUUUUACUGAGAAGUGGCUUCCGUCUGGCCACGCUACCAUAAAGGCCUGAUUGGUGGAGUGCUGCAGAGAUGGUUGUCCUGGAAGGUUCUCCCAUCUCCACAUAGGAACUCUGGAGCUCUGUCAGAGUGACCAUCGGGUUCUUGGUCACCUCCCUGACCAAGGCCCUUCUCCCCCGAUUGCUCAGUUUGGCCGGUCGGCUAGCUCUAGGAAGAAACUUGGUGGUUCCAAACUUCUUCCAUUUAAGAAUGAUGGAGGCCACUGUGUUCUUGGGGACCUUCAAUGCUACAGAAAUGUUUUGGUACCCUUCCCCAGAUCUGUGCCUCAACAUAAUCCUGUCUCGGAGCUCUAAGCGCUUGGUUUUUGCUCUGACAUGCACUGUCAACUAUGAGACCUUAUAUAGACAGGUGUGUGCCUUUCCAAAUCAUUUCCAAUCAAAUUGAAUUUACCACAGGUGGACUCCAAUCAAGUUGUAGAAACAUCUCAAGGAUGAUCAAUGGAAACAGGAUGCACCUGAGCGCAAUUUCGAGUCUAAGAGCAAAGGGUCUGAAUACUUUUGUAAAUAAGGUAUUUCUGUUUGUUAUUUCUAAUAAAUGUGCCAAAAUUUCUAAAAAACCUGUUUUCGCUUUGUCAUUAUGGGGUAUUGUGUGUAGAUUGAUGAGGAAAACAAUUAUUUACUCCAUUUUAGAAUAAGGCUGUAACGUAACAAAAUGUGGAAAAGUCAAGGGGUCUGAAUACUUUCCGAAUGCAUUGUAUAUUUCAAUGGAGAUUUUUCAUUGAUGAUGCUUUUUAAUCCAGGACUAGGAUUAAUCUGUGUCCGGGAAACAGGCCCUUGAAAUUCAGAUUAAGGAUGUGUUAACAUGGAAUAAUGUAUAUUCUAUAUUUUCUCCAUUCAGAUGACCCAGUGGUAAUCCUGCCAGAGGUCCAGAAAAGUGUGCGGACAAAUUCAGCGAUGUCAAAGGCGUCCUUCUCCAUCCUGUCAUUGAUGGUCCCAGUCUUAUUAUUACUGUUGUUACAGUGA
Coregonus sp. 'balchen' is the source of this 20149-nucleotide messenger RNA. The record is from the annotation of a GenBank genome assembly. Lineage: Eukaryota; Metazoa; Chordata; Actinopteri; Salmoniformes; Salmonidae.